Molecule: messenger RNA, 2451 nt
Organism: Sinocyclocheilus grahami
Lineage: Eukaryota; Metazoa; Chordata; Actinopteri; Cypriniformes; Cyprinidae
Product: telomere repeats-binding bouquet formation protein 1-like
Exons: 19
Coding region: 1-2451 (816 amino acids)
Biological process (GO): meiotic attachment of telomere to nuclear envelope; homologous chromosome pairing at meiosis
Source: RefSeq, a predicted model, not a curated record
AUGUUUUCAGCUACCAAGACAGAUUUGCGUCUGUUACUGGAAUGUCUGAAAUACCAGAUGAAAUGGCCUGGAUCACAGAAACAAGCUCUUCUCACUAUCAUCUCGAUCUGCAGACAAAACGGUCAGUAUGUGGAGUUCUUUAGAGAGAUUGGAGGAAUUUCCUUCAUAUAUAACCUGUCAAAGUCCAGCACUUUCUCUCAGGUUAAAGAGACUGCUCUAUUUACACUUGCAUCCUUGGCUGAAUUACAUGAGAGCUGUAAACAGUCACUGUGCAGAGAGGAGACGUUUCGUGACUUAGCGCAGCAUCUGGAAAAGAAAAUGCCUCUGACGGAAAAAAGAGUAGCAGUGUACAUGCUGUCUGUAUUGGUUGCCAACAACAGAUGUGGACAGACUCUUGCUAAGACCUCCAGGUGUAUCGAAACCUUGCUCAAUUUGUUCAGGCAUAGUUUUCCAGAUCCUAACACAUCUUAUGAGCAGUUGCAGUUGUGGGCCACUGUAUCUAGUGCUCUCUGUGGCUCUGUCAACAACCCUCAAAAUGAGGAGAAUCAGAACGCAUGUAUGCAUGUGUUUCCCCUGGUGAAGAUCUGGCUGCAGGAAGUGGCAUUGCCCAGGGCAGAGUUGGCACAGCCUAUAUGCUCAUUUAUUGGCAUGACUGUUGCAAACAAUUCUUGUGCUCAGCAGUAUUUUGUGUCAGUGGGAGGCCUAGAUUCACUCUCAGACACUCUUACCAGAGUUUUGUCUCAGUCGGCCCACAGUGCUCCUGCUUGUAAGGUGGCCACAGUAAUCACUAAAACAUUGUCUGCCUGCAUCUCCAACAAUGAGCAGUUGGUGUCUUCUUUAUCAAAGUUGAUGGUCAUUCCAGGGCUAUUGUGUCUGUUGUCCAGCCCAAACCUUGACCCACAAGACCAGCUCGCUGUGGUGUUGACGAUUGGACACCUCACAGAUGCCUGUGUAGAGCAUCAAUCUCAAUUGUUGUCGGCAGGAGGUUUGCCUAUUAUGAUUUCGCUGCUCACUGAGGCUAGUGAUGAAGAGGUUAGAAAGGCAGCCAUGUUCGUACUGCACACUUGCAAGAGAAUCACUGAAUCAUUAGGUGCAGGCAUGUCAACUAUGAAUCUGCAGGAGAGUGACAUGGAGAGUCACUGGAGGUCCGCUGGAAAAAUCCUCCAGAGAAUACAGCUCCUAGAGAAAGAGAUUGGUGUGAAACUGUGGGAAAGAGACACCAAAAUCCAGCAGCGCAGCAAUCAGAGGUUGGCCUCAUCUGUGGAAUGUAAUGAGGCAUGGUGGGAGGGUUCUGUGAUGCGAAAGGUGACAGGUUACCAUCGAGUAUGUGGAGAGUUACACACAACCCCUGCAGGAACUCUAGACCGACCAAUCACAAAUGAAAUACCAUACAGCAAAGAGAACUUGCAGUGUGUCAGCACUGAAGAGUGUUUGAGUCCUGCCCAAGUCACUCUCUUCAAAGGCCCUAGCUGGGAAAAGGGCAACAAGAGAGAGCAUGAACUAAUGAGAGAGAAUGAGAGGAAUAUUGAGAGGAGUGGCAACCAGGAGACAAGCACACAGGGAGGUGUGAAAAAGAGAGACAUGGAGAGGAAAUUACAGUCUGAAAGAGUGGCAAAGAGAUUAAAGAUGAUGUAUCUAGACUCAGAUGAUGAUGGCAAGAAACGUUUACAGCACUGCCGCACACCAACAGAGGGCGGCAGAGAUACACAGGGCCCAGAUAUUUUCAGACAUCCUGAUCCCAUGAAGAGAAACCAGUUUACACACACUCGCUCUGAUGAUGAGAUGUCUCUGUGCUCUGAGCUGUUAGACAGAGAAGUGAACAGGUUUCUGAAGCCGCCCUCUGCCUCUAAACCCAACAGUCUACGCUGUGCAGGUUGUGUGAAAAAUAUAAAUGAGAUGGACAGUCGUUCAUUUGGUGCUGUGUUGCGUAGCUGCAGUUUUCAGUGUGACUUUCACCUGGUGCUGCGAGAGGCUGAGGAUCGAUUUAGGAGAAACCAGCAGUUAAAGAGGACAAGACACACUCUAACACACAGUCACAUCCACACACAUGACAAAAACAGAAAGAGCACUAGUGAGGAAACAGAGAUGAGCCAGAGGGAAAAACACAGGCUGAGUCACCAACCAUCAGACAGAUAUAUUAGGCUCACACCCCUGAGAAGACCGAGAGAAAUAUACAGCAUAAAAAAGAACACGGUUCACAGCCGCCUCAAGAAAACCUCAGAAGACUGUCUCCCAAAAAAUUCUUCAGGCAGACACAGAGAGAGGCGGAACUUUUCUGCUGACGAGUUGCUGUACCUCAACAUGGGUGUGAAGAGGUUUGGUCACUCCUGGAACUCCAUCCUCUGGACGUAUCCCUUCCAGCCUGGACGCACCAAUGUAGACCUGGCCAAGAAGUACCAACACAUGCAGAAAGCCAAAGCACAGGAUCUGUCUGGUGCAGGAGACGAAUAA